This is a messenger RNA of Lathyrus oleraceus (garden pea), 516 nucleotides long. RefSeq lists its product as uncharacterized. The transcript has 2 exons. Bases 1 to 516 code for a protein of 171 amino acids. NCBI's taxonomy places the organism in Eukaryota, Viridiplantae, Streptophyta, Magnoliopsida, Fabales, Fabaceae. The record is from RefSeq and is a predicted model, not a curated record.
AUGGUGCACCCCGAUUUUUUCCCUCAACAAGUUGUGUCUUCGAAUGUCCAUGGUGUUGUUGUGAAGGCGGUAGAUAUUGGUAACUUAUUUAAAAAUGAGCAAGAGUUUGAAUGUUGUGAUCAAAUGUUUCAAUGGAUUCGUAUGGAGACCUCCAAACUGGGAUUCAUUGUGGUUAUCAGAAGGUCCGAUAAUGGUUUAGAUAGAAUAUGUGCUCUUGUGACAAUGACGUGUGAAAAAAGAGGGAAAUAUAGAACUCCACUUCAAAAUUUAAAACGAGACGACACCAGUUCAAGAAUAUGUGAGUGUCCCUUUAAGAUGUGUGGUUAUAUUAAAGCCAGUGUUGUGGCCGAUGUGUUAAGUAGGAAGUCGUUGCAUAUGUCGCUGUUGAUGGUUCAAGAAUUGGAAUUGAUUGAACAACUUAGUGACAUGAGUUUGAUGUGCGAAGAGACUCCAAGCAUUGUGAAGUUGGGCAUGUUAAAGAUGAUCAGUGGUAUCCUUGAAGAAAUUAGAGAAUGA